Orbicella faveolata is the source of this 4220-nucleotide messenger RNA. RefSeq names its product phosphorylase b kinase regulatory subunit alpha, liver isoform-like. NCBI's taxonomy places the organism in Eukaryota, Metazoa, Cnidaria, Anthozoa, Scleractinia, Merulinidae. The record is from RefSeq and is a predicted model, not a curated record. Gene Ontology annotation, cellular component: phosphorylase kinase complex. Gene Ontology annotation, biological process: glycogen metabolic process. Gene Ontology annotation, molecular function: calmodulin binding.
GACCGAUCCAACAUGGCGGAGAGUUGGGAGUAUGGUUGAGUUUGUUUUGGCUGGAAGAAACACUGCAAAAAGAAUAACUUAUAGAGCGUAGAAGCCAUGAGGGCCCGGAGUAACUCGAUUGUUCGUCUGGACUGGUAUCACAGUCUUGUUAACCGCACCAUUUUGGAUUUUCAGGACCCAGUAACAGGACUCUUGCCACCCAAAAUAAACUGGGAGACAUACAAAUCAGGAUCCAGUGAUUGUAAGGAUGCUUGGGUGCGGGACAAUGUCUAUAGUAUUCUGGCUGUCUGGGGUCUGUCCCUGGCAUACAACAAGAAUGCUGAUAUGGAUGAGGACAGAGCAAGAGCACAUGAACUUACUCAGGCUGUUGUGAAGUGUAUGAGAGGAUUGUUGCUGUGUAUGAUGAGACAGGUUAACAAGGUUGAGAAGUUCAAGAGAUCACAAGCCAAGGAAGAUGCAUUACAUGCGAAAUACAACUUAAAAACCUGUAGUCCAUGUGUUGGAGACCAUGCAUGGGGACAUCUUCAAAUAGAUGCUACAUCUCUUUAUCUCCUCAUGUUAGCAGAAAUGACUGCUUCAGGUAAAGUACAUAGUCUAUGUGAAAUUGCUGCUUCAGUUUUAAGUGUGAUUAGUUUUCCAGCCUUUGCUGUUGAAGAUGAUGAUCUUGUAAAGGACUGCAGGGAGAAAAUUAUUACUAAACUACAGGGUCACUAUGGCCUGGUUCGUUUCAUCCGAGAUGGCUAUAAGACUCCUCUUGAGGACCCAUUCAGACUUCACUAUGAACCAGCUGAGCUUGAAAUCUUUGAGAACAUUGAGUGUGAAUGGCCAUUAUUUUACUGCUAUCUUUUGUUGGAUGCUUUGUUUAAUGAUGACGACGAGCAGGUGAAAACCUACACUGAUUUACUGGAGCCUCUAUUGGUGAGAGAUAACGCAGGCCUUCCUUUGGUUCCAGAAUUUUUUUAUGUGCCCAGGGACAAGGUUGAUAUUGAGAAAGCUAAUCCCCACAGUGUGGAAAGAAAAUGUGGUGAAAAUGUGCUGCACUUGUGGUCUCACUCACUGUAUGUCCUGGCAUGCUUACUGAAAGAGAACUUUAUCGCUGUUGGAGAGAUUGAUCCUCUGAAUCGGAGACACUCUACUGACAAGAGACCAGAUGUAGUGGUACAAGUGUCCCUUCUUGCUGAAGAUGAGUUGGUCGGAACACAGCUUAGAAACCUUGAUGUUCCUGUGCAAGUCACUCAGAACGUUAAUCCAAUACAAGUCCUUCCAGCUCGCACCCUCAGUUCCAUGUACCAGCAGCUUGGAAAAAAUUCCAAGUUAAAACUGACUGGCAGGCCCAACUAUCACAUUGGAGUCUUAGGGACUAGCAUGUUGUAUAAUGUUGGAAACUCAUACUCCAUUCUAGCCUUUACGCCUCAGAUUCUGGAUUACCACCAGUUUUACCUGGCUCUUGAUAAUGAGUUCCUUGCGGAUCGUAUCAAGUCUCUUGUGGGUUUUCUCGGAGCUAACUGGAGGCGUCUUGGAAGACCGAUUCUUACAAUGAUAAUCACACACUCCAUGCUUGGUAGGUUGGCAAUAGACGUCGUAAAUUGUGUAAUUAAUAGCUUUUGUAUCUCACUGGCCUUAUUUUUGUUACAGAGUCGAUCUGGAAGUCACGCUGGACAUAGUCCUGUUAAGAGAAAGGCGAGUUACAAGGGAAUGGUCAGGAGAAGCCGAAGUAUCUCAGUCUACUGUGAUUCGACUAGUGGCACAUCACCACCAAGCAGGUGGUUCAACUCUACUUCAUUUGACACUGGUGACGGGUCACGCAGGCUUCCUUCACCGACCGGAUCAGUUCCCGGAUGUGACGAAUUUGAAGAUAGAGCAGCCAAUGGGUGGACGCCAGCCAGGUCACGUGCUAUGUCAACGGACAUGGAGACGAGAGAAUAUCUGAAUCAGUUGGAAGAAGCUGCGACUAUCGAUGUACAGGCCGAUAUACUGCAUUUCCUGUACAAUACAAAGGGUCCUGACUUCGACACACAACUGUUUGGUGAACCAGGAAUUACUGUCGCAAAGCUCUUAGGUGAAUUGUACGAGAAGGCUUGCCAGAUUAAAAUGUGGUCUUUAGUCAGGCACACAGCAGGGCUUUUGAAGAAGCGAGUGGAAGAUUUGGCAGAGGCUGCCACGGAUCUGUUAGUUCAUCAGAAACAAUUGACUGUGGGUAUCCCCCAAGGGGGACAUGAAGAAGUCAUCACAAGACCUCUUCCACAAGAGGAGAUGAAGAAUAUCAUUUUCAAUGUGUUUGGUGAAGACAUGAGCACUGGUGUAGUAACACAGGAGCUGCUGGUGUACCUUGGAAUUUUUGUUAGAACUGAACCGUCCCUGUUUAACGAGAUGUUAAGACUUCGUGUUGGUCUGAUUAUAGAAGUUAUGGUGGCUGAACUGGCUAGAUCACUGGAUUGUUCUGGUGAGGACGCGGCUGAAUUCUUCAUGAACUUGAGUCCUUUUGAGAUGAAGACUCUGCUGUAUCACAUCCUCAGUGGUAAAGAGUUGGUUGUUUCCAAUGACAAGCCAUCGCCAGAGAGGCAGAUCUCCAUUAUGAACAUCGAUCUUCCCAAGAGAGUUGGAAUCAGAAGGCUAUCCAGUGCAAUCAGGAAAAUAAGUGCUGCUAAAGCCUUUGCAGGGAGGCACAUGAACAUGAGUGGCAGAGGAUUGCUCCCAUCAUCUGACCGUAAUAACCAGGAAAAUCAGAGAGCCAAAGAAGACGACGAAGAGGACCCUCAUUCAGGAGAUGACCGCCUCGGGCAGUGGAUCAGGAGGAGGUGCCUUGAUGGGGCCCUCAACCGAGCCCCUGAGGAUUUUUACCCCAAAUUCUGGAAGGUUCUCGAAAAGUGCCGAGGUUUGAAAAUUUACAAGCACUAUUUACCGAAUGCCAUGGUACAAGAGAUGACCCCAGGCGAGCUGAAAUUUGCGCUUUGCGUUGAAGCGGCCCUGAAUCGGAUCCCUGAACCUGAGUACCGGCAGCUGGUGGUGGAGAUGUUAAUGGUGUUAUCCCUUGUAGUGGAGUACCACCCUGAACAGACUCUGGGAGACACUAUUGAUGUUGAUGACUUGGUGUGGGAAGGCCACAAUUUAUAUCUGAAAGAUCAGAUGAAUAUCAAAGGUGAUUCUACCACGUGUUGCGCGCGUCCCGCGAACGAGAAAAUCAGCUGUGGUGGAGCGGCGGGAAUCUGUCGAUAUUUUUACGACACUGCGCCGAGUGGAAGAUUUGGUACCAUGACUUACUUUUCAAGAGUUGUUGCUAAACGAGUCAGUCAUCUACCCCACCAGAACGACUGCGUGGUUGCCUAGAAACGCGCCUUUAACUGAAAAUAGAUUUCGUAGAAAGGUUGCAUAGAAACGUAUCUUUAGGCGCAAAAGAACAAAUGUAAAAGUCAUCAGAGGUGAAGUUUUCUGGUCUGAUCUCUCAGAGGUUUCUUGGGGUGGAAUAAGACAAGCGCGCAAAUAGAGAAGAAAAAUGCUUUCAGUAAAUCUUCUGCGAAGUUGGUGGGGACCACGCCAACACUAUAUCUCCACGAGAAGGUCCCUAGGUGGAGCUAAGCUGUAAUGAAUUACUUUAUCAGUUCUGCAAAAAUGCAUGACACGUUUUAGAAGCUGAGUUUUACGAGAUAAGGAAAAUAAUAGUAAGAAAAACUUGAAAUUGUACAAUAGUUAACAUUUUAUCUUAGUAUAAAUGAUAAGUUGUCAUCAUGUUUAGUGAACCUAAGUUAGUUUUCUUGUUUCAUCUUGUGUAUUCCUCGGCUUAAGUUUUCUUUAUCCUUUCAAUCCAAGACCAGAAUUUUAAUUCUCCUAUGUACUCCAUACAUUUCGUUGAAGAUUAGUUCGGAGAAUUUUGCAGUAAAUCAAGACAUCCUCAAGUUGAUGGUUUUGUUUAUUCUGAUCACCCGUGUGCUUCACAUUUUUUUUUUUAUUUGGAGAAAUCAGAUGUUCGCUCUUGGAUUGAAGGGUUUAAUUAAAAAUAUCAAUAAAACAGUCAAGAAAGAAAGGUUCUCUUAUUUUUAGUUGUUGUAUAAAUUGAGCUAGCUAUAUGUAAUUUAUUUUCGCUUUAAAACAUUGUAUAUAAAUUAAGCCACAUGGUGCUAUGAAGUGACAUAAACGUGACGCUGUUGAAGAGUUUUCUAUUAAAUUAUGCUCGCGUGUGACACAAACAGAGUAAAAUAAAGUUCCUAGUUAUGAAGCCAAAA